This is a messenger RNA of Polypterus senegalus (gray bichir), 1232 nucleotides long. RefSeq names its product fibroblast growth factor-binding protein 2-like. The transcript has 2 exons. The record is from RefSeq and is a predicted model, not a curated record. Bases 67 to 672 code for a protein of 201 amino acids. Gene Ontology annotation, biological process: cell-cell signaling. Gene Ontology annotation, molecular function: growth factor binding. Lineage: Eukaryota; Metazoa; Chordata; Cladistia; Polypteriformes; Polypteridae.
GGCUGAGUGCGCCACACACGUAACACUUCUUUACAUGCUCUUACUUCUCAGGCCAUUGCUUUCACCAUGAAACCUCGAAUCUGUGUGCUUUUUGUCUUUGUGUAUUGCUUCUGGGCAGCUGAAGGACAACGUAAAGGAAGCAAAAGAAGCAGCAAUGAAGAGCCAGUUAAAUUCAACACCAAAUCUAAGGACAACUGUGAAAUGCUGCUGAGUGGCAAAGAUGAACUGAAACUCAGGGUUGAAUGCAAAAACCAAAGCAAGCACUACUGGUGUGAAUAUGCUGGCAAGCCAUCCCUGUGCCGCUCCUUUAAUGGAAAUCCCAAACUGUACUGGCACCAGAUUAGCCUUGUUCUCCGCAAGACCACCAACGCCUGUCAGGCCACAGAUGUGCUUAAACCAAGCAUGUGCUACAAGGCUCCAGCUGAAGCCCACAUGAAACAAACUGCCUCCAGUCUAAAGCAGACCACUCAGAAGCCGGCUAAAGCUACCCCAGGAAAGCUGGGUGCAAAAGCACCUCCAGCAAACAAGUCCCCAAAAGUAGUGCACACUACUACUGCUAAACCCACUGCUGCAGCCAGUGGCCCAAGUGAGGUGGACAAGAUGGCACAGGACUACUGCUGGGAAUCGCUUCAGGGCGUCUGCUCCUUUUUCAUAGGUCUCUUCAAGGGCUAAAGGCGCAGGUCAAAAGUGAGUGCAGAAGGUUUUUCUGAAGGCAACAUUUACAGGGUACAAAGAUGCAGUACUCAGCCAUUCUUAUAUUUCAUUGUGAAACGCAACUUUUUAUUAGUUUAACAAUUGAAGACUCACUAUUCUGUCAAUGAAGCUUUCUAGUAUUAGCUGUGUGUGCAUGUGUGUAUAUACGAAUGUAAAUCUGAUAUUCUUAUCACACUUUAAGCAAACAUAGUCUUAUAUAAAAAUAUAUUUCCUUUUAAAUUUUUCAUUUUGCUGUUGCAUUGAUAGAAAUAUCAAUUGUAAAUUGUACAAAAUGUGUAUAACUGUGCUAGCACUUUGAUUAUAUUGAAUUGUUUAAUGAUUAAGAUCAAUUACAUUGAGCAAAAUUACAAGGUAACAGCAUCCAUUUAUAGUGAUAAGGACUUUUUAGAAAAAUAUACAUGAAUUUACAUAGUGACACUUUUAUAUAGAUGCUGUGUUGGAUAAUGUCACAACACAUUUUAUAUAAAGACGAUGAAAGUUUCCUUAUUAAACAGCAUUUUUAAAUUCUUACACUCUUA